Oncorhynchus nerka (sockeye salmon) is the source of this 2504-nucleotide messenger RNA. RefSeq lists its product as uncharacterized. The record is from RefSeq and is a predicted model, not a curated record. Lineage: Eukaryota; Metazoa; Chordata; Actinopteri; Salmoniformes; Salmonidae.
AGAGGAAAAGAAGAGGCUAAAUGAGAAGGGAACCCAGGUUGAACUAGGCAUGCGGGAGGAUAUCCAUGACCUUGACCUCGCCCAUUGGAGAUUGGCUAGAGAGACAUGGAGAACUGAGCGAGGAAACAAGGAGAUUAAGGCGCUGUAUGGAGAAAUAUUUAGGCUGCACCAACUCUUGGAGGAGAUUGGGGUGGAUAAAGGGGUGAUCAAGCAGCGCUCCACCUCCUCCAUUAUUUGUCCCGUCUCCCCAACACUGCCAGCUUUCCCCUGGUACAACCACCACAGGUACCUCGCCAACAGCCAAUCGGAGCCUGACCAGCAUGCUGCCGGCACUCAGAAGGACCCACCUAAGAAACACUCAAUCUUUCCCCCUCUGGACACACAGAGCUGCACCUCCCCUGAUAAAUGGCCUCAUUCUCCGUCCAAGACGUCACACCCACACGCUUCACACCGAUUUUCUGUCCCAUCCCACCUCCUGGCUUCCGGCCCUCCUGCCCGGAUGAGACAGACCCAUCCGCAGGUCCACCCCAGGUCCCCAUUGACUGGCCAGGCAAAGGUCAAGGAUGAGGUUAAGAGGCCAGAGACUGCAUCGUCUGAGGAAUUGUCUGAGGAAGUUCAACGGAGAGGAGCAGAAAUUGCAAGCAUGUAUAAAGCACAGCUGAAAGAGAGGAUGGCCCAAAAGAGAAAGGAAGAGAUUCUGAAGAAAAUGGCAAACAGCGAUGACAAGAACGAUGACACUGAGGCCUUCUGCUCCCCUGCCAUAGCCCCCGAGCGCCCGGCCAGCCCAGAGGCCACGCCAGUGGCCGCCCGAGAGGACACUCAGGGGGACACCCAACAGGACCUGGCAGAGGUUGUGAAUGUGCUCAAGAGGCAAUCAUCUGAUCUAUACCUGCCUGACGACGUUUGUGAGGAGUCACUCACAUGGAAAUCCAUUUACGAGGAGCUGUGCCCGCUCGCUCACAAAGUGAACACAGAAGCUGACUACAUCAAGGCGCUCCGCGUCAUCACUGAGAAUGCUGUGACUCCCUCGUGCUCGUCUGAGGAUGAUGUGUCUCAGAGUGUGAGUGAGGACACAAGUCAGGAGGGGAGUAGUGAAAGUGAGGAGAGCAUGAGUGGACAACAGCAGAGAUGUCUACACAGGGAUCCUUAUAGUAAGAGGGACAGGAAGGAGAUUGAUAGUGGUAAAAGGGAAGGUAGAUUUGCAACCGCCAAUGCAAUGUCCAUGAUGGCAAGCCGAGGGAUAGAAGAACUUAAUGCCAUGAGCUACGCAGACAGGAUCAAAUAUUUCAAGUAUGAGGCUAAGAGAAAUGAAGAGAUGAUGAAGAUUGAAAGGAGGAAGGAAAAAGCCAGGGACGAAGAGCUCAAAAAGUGGGAAAAGAGGCAGAAGAAAUUGAAUGAGGAGGAAAGGAAAAGGGAGAAGGCAGAGAUGAAACUAAAGAUUGAACAUGAGAAAAAGAAACAAGAGCAAGAGAAAAAGAGAGAGAAAAAAGAAAGAAAGCAGCAGGAGAUGCAACAAAAGGCCCGAAAAGAAGAGAAAAAGAGGGCAGAGGAAGAGAAAAAGAUGGAGAAACAGAGGAUGGAGGAGGAGAGGAACAGGGAAAAGGAGAGAAUGAAGGUGUUGGAGAUGCAGCAAAAGGCACGAGAGAAAGAAGAGAAGAGGAGGAAAGAGGAACAGAAAAGGAGAUUGAAGAUACAGCAGGAACAAGAGAAGGAGGAACAGAAAAGGCAGACAAGGAUACGGGACGAGGAUAAGAAGAGAGCAGAGCUUCAAAGAAUAAAAGAUCACGAGGCCAGGUUCAAGAUGGAGAUGGAGAAACUGUAUGAGAGAGAAGAGAGGAAUGCACAGAUUGAAAGAAAAAGGCGUGCGCUGUGUCAGAAAAAAGGACAGACACAGAGAGAAAAACAGGUGGUGGCAUACGAGGUCACAGCGUCUACAUCUGACGCCUCUGUGCGGAGGGAAGAGAGGGAGCAACGUCCAGAGACCGCUCACGCACAGUCUGCAAAGAGGAGAACAAGGAAGAAGCAGAAGAAAGCGGCGGACGAGGCAUCGACAACUUUUGAGUAGAUGACAAAAGAAAGGGAGCAGACAAAAGAAGAAAUGUACAAGUCAAUGCUCCUAGGCUGUUCAAGUCUGAGAUAGAUGAAAAGAGCAGCCAAAGAAACAGAUCUGUUGAAGCAUCAAUUGGAAAGGAUGGGAGGGUUGGAGGAGCACAGCUGGAUGACUACAUUAGAUUGUGGCAUAUGAGGUCUCUUUAUCUGUUGAAGCAUCAAUAGAAAAGGAUGAAAGGGAGGGAGGCAGGAAGAGGAAAACACAGAAGAGCAGAUGAGGAGUACUCUAUGUUCUGCUUCCAUGUGGAUUGACAGCAUUGCUUUCAUGAGCUGCUGGAGGACAUCAUGGAGGAAGAGGGAGAGGGUCUGUGAUAGGCAGUUUGCCAUGGCCCUAAAUGGGCCUUUGGAUGUUAAUUCUUCCUGCUUCAUAUCAUACAACUUUACAAUAAAAAUGA